Camponotus floridanus (Florida carpenter ant) is the source of this 1886-nucleotide messenger RNA. RefSeq lists its product as uncharacterized. NCBI's taxonomy places the organism in Eukaryota, Metazoa, Arthropoda, Insecta, Hymenoptera, Formicidae. Gene Ontology annotation, molecular function: 3'-5'-DNA exonuclease activity; nucleic acid binding. The transcript is spliced from 4 exons. The coding region runs from base 455 to 1324 and encodes 289 amino acids. Gene Ontology annotation, biological process: DNA catabolic process. Gene Ontology annotation, cellular component: cytoplasm. The record is from RefSeq and is a predicted model, not a curated record.
GAAAGUUCACUGAUUCGUCACAAGUGCAUUUAGAAUCUAGACGAGAAGUGCAUAUAGAUUUAUAUUAUUUAUAACUACACUUUCUCUGUAGUUAAUUUUCGCUUUAAAAUAAAAUAAAGGUAUAUUCAUAAUUUUUAAUGUUGGAAAAAAGUAAAGAUGAAAGAUGAAAGGUGAGUUUAACUAAAGAAGAAAUAAAAAUUAUCACGUUGUAAUAUUGUAUCACGUGAAAGUUGAUUCCACAAGACUUCUACACGUAAUGUUAAAUAAAUAAAAUAUUUGGAUAUCAAUAGAUCAAUUGUUAAAUAAAAUAUUUGGAUAUCAAUAAAUCUCGUCAGAGACUUAAAAGAGCGUGCUUAUUUAACGCUUUACAGAUAAAUUAUAGAAAUCAAAUACCAUGAAGAGAUAACACAGAGAGAAUAAGAAAAGAGAGCUCAUCAAGUCAAUAUAUAAAAUAAUGGAAAUUCAAACUUUUAUAUUCUUUGAUCUGGAAACAACUGGUCUGAUUCAAGAAAAGCUUAUGCCAAGAAUCACAGAAAUUGCUUUAAUCGCUGUUGGAAGAGAAUCAAUAUGUAAUAGCAACAAAGCAUCUCUGCCACGAGUCUUACACAAAUUAAUACUUCCGAUUAAUCCCCAAAAAAUUAUACCGCCAAAUGUAGAGUACAUAACAACACAUAACGGCAAAAGAUUUGACUAUCCAAUAUUCUUGCAUGAACUCGAGCGUAUAAAUAAAGUUCUUGAUGACAAAAUCCUCUGCAUUGAUACGUGGAAAAUGUUUAAAGAUUUCUUCGAGAAAAAAGACUCUGAACCAAAAAUGAUCCAAAAUUUAUUGAACGAUGAAUAUAAUGAUUCACUUUCUAUGUUGGAUAUGAAUAUCGGAAUAAUAGGGCAAGAGGCUACGGCAACGUCCACUUCGCUAAUGACAUCUACCUAUGAUGGAUAUAUCAAAACUAUAAGCAAUAAGAAAUAUGAUACAAAUGAAGUAUAUAACGGUAACAUUGAUAUCGAAUCGUCGAAGAAUUUUAGACAAAAAGAUAACGAGAAAACACCGGAGAAUCAAAUAAUAAGGCAUGAAAUCGGUCAUAUCGAACGACCAUUUAAAAAAAAUUAUCCAAGAAAGAGAUUGGAUUUUGGGUGCGAAGAGAGACCAGUCAACCUGAAACUCAGCACCAUUUACAAAUAUAUGUUUGGUUCAAAUGUCCCUCAGGAACAUUCAGCCGAGGCCGACUGUCUUGCCAUGAUACGUUGCGUCACUAAUAUCGUCGACUUCUUCCUUGAAUGGUCAGGCAAUCACGCAAUUCCAUUGGCUAGCUGUAAAGGAAUUUAGUUCAAUGUUAUUAAUUGAUGUUGUAAACAAUAGAAAUUAUAUAGGGUGUCCCAAAAGUCCCGGACCGGUCGAAUAUUUCAUAAACUAUGCACUUUAAAAAGAAAUGUUUCAGACAAAAGUUGUAUGGCUUCUUUCUAAAGUGCAUAGUUUAUAAAAUAUUCGAACGGUCCGGCACUUUUGGGACACCCUGUAUACAAACAAGUUAAGCAUGAUACAAAACAAUACAGUACAAAGGGAAUAUGUGAUUGUUGUUGAAUUAAGAUAUAAGGCUAGUGUGUGAAAUUAAUGGUAAUGUUUGCCAAAGCUCUCAUCUCUAUACAUUGGAUUAGUAAGUGCGAAUGACUUUAUAACUUGGAUUUUUAGUCUGAAUGAGACUAUUUGUGAUAGCAAAAUAUGACUCAUUGGCUGUUCAUUUCCUUUUUAUAUAUAUAAAAAUUAAUAUAUAAAUUUAUAAUUUAUCAUAAGUACGAAAUUAAUUAGCAAUCUUAAUGGAUAGCUUUGCAUAUGUAGUAGUCUACUUCAAUAAUGCAUGUUGAAUUAUUGUUUAUACUGAUUUAUUAAU